Molecule: messenger RNA, 4031 nt
Organism: Pygocentrus nattereri (red-bellied piranha)
Lineage: Eukaryota; Metazoa; Chordata; Actinopteri; Characiformes; Serrasalmidae
Gene: ankrd52a
Product: ankyrin repeat domain 52a
Exons: 28
Coding region: 221-3424 (1067 amino acids)
Molecular function (GO): protein binding
Source: RefSeq, a predicted model, not a curated record
UCGCUGUAGGUGGCAGUAACACAGACCGCUGCUGUUCAGUCUGCCAUAAAGCUCCAGCAGCAGCAGCGGCAGGACUGGAGGCCAUUACGGGUUUUUUCUUGCUGGCGUCUCUUUCUCUCUUUCUCUCUCUGCUUCGCGUUUCACACUUCUAACAAAUUAACACAGAAUCUAGCGUCUGUCCCGAUGAAGGAGUUUCGUCCUGACUGACGCUGCUGGGAGAAUGGGGGUACUAAAUAUUUCAGACCAGCCACCUCUGGUCCAGGCAAUAUUUAAUCGGAAUGUGGAUGAAGUUCAGUUAUUUUUGCACAAGAAGGAUGAAGUCAAUGCACUGGACCAAGAGCGACGCACACCUCUACAUGCUGCUGCUUGGUUGGGGGAUGUCCAUAUAAUGGACCUCCUCAUUACUGCAGGUGCGAAUGUCAAUGCAAAGGACCAUGUCUGGCUAACACCGUUACACAGGGCAGCUGCCUCCAGGAAUGAAAGAGCCGUCGGGCUGCUGCUUCGAAAAGGGGCCGACGUGACAGCGAGGGACAAGUUCUGGCAGACAGCACUGCAUAUUGCGGCAGCCAAUCGGGCCACACGCUGCGCAGAAACUCUGCUGCCCCACGUCAGCAGCCUCAACAUGGCAGACCGCACGGGUAGAGCUGCCCUCCAUCAUGCCGCUCAGAGUGGCUGCCAAGAGAUGGUCAAAUUGCUGCUGAGCAAAGGAGCCAGUUUGAGUGCCAGUGAUAAGAAGGAGAGGCAGCCCAUCCACUGGGCAGCCUACCUCGGUCACCUGGAGGUGGUGAAGCUGCUGGUGUCUCAGGGCUCAGAUAAGAGCUGCAAGGAUAAGCGAGGCUACACUCCUCUCCAUGCUGCUGCCGCCAGUGGCCACGUCGAUGUGGUCAAGUACCUGUUACGCAGUGGAGCAGAGAUUGAUGAGCCCAAUGCCUUUGGUAACACCGCUUUACAUGUAGCCUGCUACAUGGGGCAGGAGGCCGUAGCUAACGAGCUGGUUAAUCGCGGGGCUAACGUCAACCAACCCAACUAUCGUGGCUAUACCCCACUACACCUGGCUGCUGUGUCCACUAAUGGCGCACUCUGUCUUGAGCUUCUGGUCAACAAUGGGGCUGAUGUCAACAUGCAGAGCAAAGAAGGCAAGAGCCCCCUUCACAUGGCUGCCAUCCAUGGGCGUUUCACACGCUCCCAAAUUCUGAUUCAAAAUGGUGGGGAGAUAGACUGUGUGGACAGAUAUGGCAAUACUCCUCUUCAUGUUGCUGCUAAGUAUGGCCAUGAGCUGCUCAUCAGCACCUUAAUGACAAAUGGUGCUGACACAGCCAGGCAAGGGAUUCAUGGGAUGUUCCCACUGCACCUAGCUGUGCUCUACGGGUUCUCUGACUGUUGUCGCAAGCUACUCUCCUCAGGUCAGCUGUAUAGCAUAGUGCUUUCUAUGAGCAAAGAGCACGUGCUGUCAGCCGGCUUUGACAUCAACACUCCAGAUGACUUUGGGAGAACCUGCUUACACGCUGCUGCCUCUGGAGGAAACACUGAAUGUCUCAACCUGCUCUUGAGCAGUGGUGCUGACAUGAACAAGAAAGACAAGUUUGGAAGGACCCCUUUGCACUAUGCGGCUGCCAAUAGGAGGUAUCAGUGUGUGGUGAUUCUGGUGGGAGCAGGAGCAGAAGUCAAUGAACCUGACCGAUCAGGCUGCACACCUUUACACUACUCAGCUGCUUCCACAGCUUUCUGCAGGUUGGAUAGAGCCCAGCAGAGCCCCGAGGAUGGAGAGAAGGAAUCUUUCAUGUGUGUGGAGUAUUUGCUGGAUAACGGAGCAGACCCGUGCCUGCACAGCUCUAAAGGAUACAGCCCUGUCCACUACGCAGCUGCCCAUGGCAACAAGCAGAGCUUGGAGCUGCUGUUGGUGAUGUCCUUCAAUACAUCAGGAGAUGCAGAGAGCUGUGGACCUGUCAGUCCUUUACAUCUAGUAGCGGAGGCUGGGCACUGGGAAUGUGUGAAUGUGCUGGUUGAAUCGGGGGUGUGUGUUGAUGUCUGUGACACUGUGGGCCGCUCUGUGCUCUAUGUGGCCGCUCAGAAAGGCCAUUCCCGUUGUGUAGAGCUCCUUCUCAGCCAUUCGGCAUCCUGCCUGUUAACUGAACACUGCAGUAAUUGGAAUCCGCUCCACGUUGCAGCUGCCAAUGGCCACACAGACUGUCUGCAGAUGCUCUUGUCCAGCAAGGAAGACCCUGAACUUCCUAAUAUCUCGGACACUGAAGGACAAACUCCUUUAAUGCUGGCUGUACUGGGUGGUCACAUUGACUGUGUGCAUUUGCUUUUGGACCAAGGGGCCUGUCCUAAUAAAAGAGACAGGAGAGGAAGGACGGCCCUGCAAAGAGCGGCACUGCUGGGCUGGGAGGACUGUGUGACUGCUCUGCUGUCCCACAAUGCCUCAAUCCUGAGUAGAGACGCUCAGGGACGCACUCCAGUCCACCUGGCUGCUUCCUGUGGCCACGCUGAGAUUUUGUCCAGCCUGCUGUCUGGUGCUGACCACACCAACCCACAUGAUCAAAUCACUGACCGCCACGGCUUCACACCCGCACACUGGGCAGCCUAUCAUGGUCACGAAGACUGUUUGGAAGUUGUACUUGAACUUAAACCAUGUAGUAUCCAGGAGGGAAAUCCCUUCACCCCACUGCACUGUGCUCUAAUUAAUGGCCAUAGUGGUUCUGCAGAGAUGCUCUUGAACUCAAGUUUUGGCGCAUCACUGGUAAAUGCCAGGGAUGCCAAAGAAAGGACCCCUCUCCAUGCAGCCUCUGUAGCAGAGGACGUUGCUGGGUUGCAGCUUGUCCUAAGGAUGGGGGCUGACAUCAACGCUGUAGACCUCUCGGGCCGUUCUGCACUUAUGGUUGCCGCCGACAAGGGCCGGAGUGGCGCUGUGGCCCUGCUGCUGCACAGAGCCAAAGCGGAUCUGUCUCUACUGGAUGAAAAUAGAAACACUGCCCUGCAUCUGGCCUGCAGCAAGGCUCAUGAGAUGUGUGCCAUGCUGAUUUUGAAAGAGAUCCACAACCCUAUUCUCAUCAAUGCAACCAACAGUAUGCUUCAAAUGCCUCUUCAUAUAGCAGCCAGAAAUGGCCUGGCCACAGUAGUUCAGGCUUUGCUGAGCCGUGGAGCCACAGUGCUGGCAGUGGAUGAAGAGGGUCAUACCCCUGCCCUGGCAUGCGCCCCCAACAAAGCUGUGGCCGACUGCCUCGCUCUUAUCCUCUCAACCAUGAAGCCUUCUUCCUCCACCUCUUCUUCCUCUUCUCCCUCCUCUCCCAGCCUGAACCUGCUCAAACAUUGUGGCAUCACGGCCGCGUGCCCCCCUUUGCCCAACGGAAGCCUUCGCCACACUUACGGCAAGGAUCGGCACGGCGCCACCAUCGGCUUGGACGGCUGCCUGACUGAGUGAGGCGCUCUAAUUCUCGCUUACAGUGUACAACACACAGAAUAAUAGUUCUUUGUGUGUGUGUGGAUGCUCGGUUUGGUCUUCUGUCCUUAGACACCUAGUCAAAAUGAUAUGCAAUUACAGCCACAUAACCCUCCUGCCCCCAUUUAUCACAGCUUUUCUUUACUAUUUAGUAGUGGAUGACCAGGAAAGAAACCAUUUGUUUAAUUUAUUUUGUUUAGUUACUUGUUAAUUCUUGAUUCUCAAGAAUCUGAAAUUCCAAGCCAUCUGUUGUAGAGUUUCUCCAAGAGUGCUAGCUAGUCAUUUUUAAAAUAUUGAUGAUUUAAGCCUAGUUUACUUGGCUAAGGUUAGUAUUAUGCAGCUGUGCAUCUUCUUGGUCACGGUGACAGGCGUGCGGUUUUCAUAUCAUGCUUCCCAUGUCUUGAGAAGCUGUGGCCUUGCAUAGGAAUUUACAGCCUGCCCUGAGGAAGAGUUAAACGGGUUACUCUAAACUAGCAUGAAGGUAUGGGCCAUGUGUUGGGGCCUUUGCACACCAAACGUGAUUUGGGUUUUGAAUGAUUAAUAAAUUUGAGCAUGUGUGUAAGAUACUUGCACACCAAGUGUGACCUGU